AUGCAGAGAGCUCGUAGGGAUUUUUAUUGGAAGGGAAUGAAAAGAGACUUGAAGACUUUUAUCAGGGAGUGCCCUGUAUGUCAGCAAAAUAAGUAUGAGACUUUUUCACCUGCUAGUCUCCUUCAAUCAUUGCCAAUACCAGAAAGGAUAUUGAUUGAUAUCAGUCUAGAUUUUAUAGAAGGGUUGCCUAAAUCUCAUGGAUACUCGGUUAUAUUGGUGGUUGUGGUUAGGCUAUCAAAGUAUAGCCAUUUUUCUGCCCUGACUCAUCCCUUUACAACCGCUAAGGUGGCUCAAGUUUUUAUUGCCAAUGUAUUUAAGUUACAUGGCGCCUUCUUUAGUAGUUUCGGACAGAGACCCAGCACAACUAAAGUGCAUGUUGUGGAUGAAUUACUUCGCACUAGAGAGCAAAUUAUCAACCUUCUUGAACAUAAUAUUAAGCAGGCUCAACAAAGACUGAAGAAAUAUGCUGAUCUGAGGAGGAGUGAAAGAACUUUGGAGGUACUACGAAGGGUUGGGCCAGUGGCAUAUAAAUUACAACUUCCUUCUGAUUCUAAGAUUCAUCCUAUUUUUCAUGUCUUCCAACUUAAGCCUAAGUUGGGUGCUCAAACUGUGGCUAUUCCCACUUUACCUCCACUAAACUCUAAAGGCAUUCUGCAUCCUGAACCAAUGGCAGUGUUGGACCGCCGUUCACGAGCCAGGAAUAAUAGAUCAUUCACUGAAGUGUUGGUGUGUUGGGAAGGCCAAUCUGCAGAAGAUGCUACGUGGGAGUCCUUCCAUGCUUUGGCACAAGCAUACCCGCACCUUGUGGGCAAGGUGCUUUAG
This is a messenger RNA of Alnus glutinosa, 822 nucleotides long. RefSeq lists its product as uncharacterized. The transcript is spliced from 3 exons. Bases 1 to 822 code for a protein of 273 amino acids. The record is from RefSeq and is a predicted model, not a curated record. Lineage: Eukaryota; Viridiplantae; Streptophyta; Magnoliopsida; Fagales; Betulaceae. Gene Ontology annotation, molecular function: nucleic acid binding.